ACGAACUGUGCACCAGGCAGUGCAAAGCACCAAAGGGUCAGAGAUAAACCUCUACCCCCAUACCUUGGGGACAAAGUGGGCAGAAAGAGAGCUGCCUCACCCCAGCUCUUUGAUCUGCAAAGCUGAAGCCAGGAUCUUGGUUCAGGCAGAAGGGACGCUAUGCUCACAGACUUCCUAUCCCUGCUUUGCCUUGGGCUGUGUCUGGGCUAUGAAGAUGACAAAAAGAAUGAGAAAUUUCCUAAGCCGUCCCUCAUUGCCUGGCCCAGUCCAGUGGUUGAGGUCAAAAGCAACGUGACUCUGAAGUGCCAGUCUCCUGCCCGGAAUGCUACGUUCUCGCUGGAUAAGAUGCACGACUCUGGGUCCAGACAGCAGAGCUCAGCAGGAGACGAUGCUCAUUUCCCGAUCACUGACUUGGAGCCUGAGGAUGCUGGGCAGUACUUUUGUACCUACAAUAACACCACCACCUCCCACGAGUGGUCAGAAAAGAGUGAAUACCUCCAGCUGGUGGUCACAGGGUCACUUCUGAAACUGCCCCUCCCAGUGAACACGGACCCUGAGACGACCCCAGAUCAGAGCGUGACACUGCGCUGUCUGAUCCCGUACAAUGGAACUGAACACGUGACUAUGGCUCUGCUGAAAUAUGGCAUUCCAAAGCCAUUACAAGUCAAGGAAAUGAGGAAAAACCAAGCUGAUUUCAUGCUCUCAACUUUGACAAGCAAUGACAGUGGAAACUACAGCUGUGUAUAUUACCAGCGGAGACUACCACACCUGGGUUCCUUCCCCAGCAACAGCCUGGAGAUAUUGGUUACAGACGAAAAGGAAGGACAUGGAGCGCCCACAAUAAAAAAAGCAGAUUUGCUCCCCAGGCCCUCCCUCAGCGACUCACCCGGCUCGGUCGCGGCCCCAUGGAGCCAGGUGACUCUCCAAUGUAGCUCGUCUCACCAGGGGGCAACUUUUGUCCUGGGGAAGGUAGAAACCCUGGAGGUCUUGGAGCAGCAGAGGCCAGCAGGAAACCAUGCAGACUUCUUGUUCCAAGACCUAAAUCACAAAGAUGCUCAUAGCUACAUCUGUCUUAAUUACCUAAGGGAGGAGAGUCUCAUCUGGUCAGAGUACAGUGCGUACCUGCAGCUCGUGGUUACAGGUGGAGAUGAAGGAUCAAGCACUUUACCCUCAAAACAAGACUCCAGGGUCACCUACGUUGUAGUCUUCAGCUGCGUCAUCAUCAUUCUCCUCUUCCUCUCAAUCUUCCUCAUCUACAAAUGCUUCUACCACGAAUUCCAAACAGCCGAAGUGGGAGGGUCAAGAGAUGCAGCUCCUUCCAAGCAAGAAAGGACAUCCCUCUCGGCUGCAGACCCCCCGGAAGUGAGCUAUGCAGAGCUGAACACCAAUGCAAUGCUAGAGGCAGCUUCGGUGCCCCCCAAGGAGCCCCCGGGAUCUUGUGACUAUGCAGUCCUGAACGUGUAGAAGCUGGAUGACAGGAGCCAGUGGAGGAAGGACUUUAUCCAUGGGAAUUGGACUUUACCCAAUUCAGAUGGCCAAGUUGACUGCAAAUAUGGAAAUCUAGUCGACUCUAUGUCCCUUGCUCAUAGUCCAUAUUAAUAAAAUUAAGUUUCUUUCUUUUUGCUUCCACA
This is a messenger RNA of Choloepus didactylus (southern two-toed sloth), 1631 nucleotides long. Its product is annotated as V-set and transmembrane domain-containing protein 1-like. The record is from RefSeq and is a predicted model, not a curated record. The coding region runs from base 160 to 1464 and encodes 434 amino acids. Lineage: Eukaryota; Metazoa; Chordata; Mammalia; Pilosa; Megalonychidae. Gene Ontology annotation, cellular component: plasma membrane. The transcript is spliced from 11 exons.